AUGCGCCCGCCCACCCAGGAAGACGAACGCGCUGAGGACUCGCCAGACCAAGCUCCUCAGGAUCAAUGUCUAGCGGUGACGCAGUGCGCAAAAGACCUCAGCAACCUGCGCAGAGGCCAGCGUCGCCGCAUCCGUCGCGAGCUUGAGUCCAUCGACCCGUCAACUGCCCACCCCCAAAAGCAGUCUCCGCUGUGGUCCAAGCUUCCUCCAGAGUUGCGCAAUCAAAUCUUCACUCUCGCCGUGUCCCAGCAUGUUGAUCUCACCCGCCCGUACCCAGAAAACAGCUGGUACUAUCGCCCUGGCUACACCCAUGCCUUUGCAAUGCACACCGAUCUUCUAGCCACCUGCCGCCUGGCCUACUGGGAAACCUCGGCCAUCCCCUUGUCCACUGCCACUCUGCCUGUGUGGGAAGAUCGCGGCCCUCCCGAUGCUCCAAAGUGGCGCUUCGCAGAGUUCACCGCCAGGAACACGGCUCUGCUGAACCACGUUCACUUCUUCGUGCGCCGCCCCAAUGGGCAUUGGUAUACGCCUCUGUCCCAGUUUCGCCCCAAGCACAUUACCGUCACCAUCCGUCACACGUCGUGGUACGGCUGGCCGAACGACAAGCCGCUCAUGAUUCUGGACACCUGGCGCCAUGGUCUCAUUCCGGCCAACGUCAAGUUUCCAUCGUGUCUGCAAGACCUAACAAUCGAAUUCGAGACGCUGAAGCGCAAGAAGGACCAGUUGAACAACAUCAUCAAGAAAAAAGUUUCCAACUGGCGCUUCCCGCUCGAGGAUGGCACCGUACUUUCCCCGCUCACCACUCCACCAAAAUAUUCCGAGUGGACGGGUGCAGCCGACUUUGGUGGUGUGAAGUGGCGCUUGGCCCACGGAAAUCUGGACACCAUCGACUAUGUCGUCGUCACCAUGACCUGGACGCCGCACCAGUCUACUCGCGAAACCAUCGAGUCCGCUUGA
This is a messenger RNA of Lasiodiplodia theobromae, 957 nucleotides long. RefSeq lists its product as uncharacterized. NCBI's taxonomy places the organism in Eukaryota, Fungi, Ascomycota, Dothideomycetes, Botryosphaeriales, Botryosphaeriaceae. The transcript is spliced from 2 exons. The record is from RefSeq and is a predicted model, not a curated record. The coding region runs from base 1 to 957 and encodes 318 amino acids.